Dujonia railenensis is the source of this 891-nucleotide messenger RNA. Lineage: Eukaryota; Fungi; Ascomycota; Pichiomycetes; Serinales; Debaryomycetaceae. The record is from the annotation of a GenBank genome assembly.
AUGUCACCUAAAACUCCGCAAAAGAGACGAUUAUCUCAAUCUCAUUUUCCUUCGCUUUACACGCCUGUCACAUCGAAGAAGAGUAAAACUGUUUCAGAUGACUUUCAAUCUUCGUUGCCCAUAAAUGAACCAGGAUCUCCCUUGACUCCAGAUAGAACACCCAAGACAGACACCAAAAGGGCAACAAGACAUAUACUACCAAAUGAUUAUGGUGCUAGUUCCAGUAAAUCUACCAGACUGAAACUCGAGGCCCUUUCGAAGGAAAUUGGAGAUACUGCACAUAACCCUGAUGACUAUCAUGGUGAAACAUUAUUAAAACCUAAGGCUCCUACUGGAUUAGGUAUUAGGGAACCUGAUAUUAAUACAGACUUGAGCUUGCAUGUGACCCAAGAUCCCAAUACGCCAAAGGGAAAGAUAAUAGGCAAAAAUGACCAUGAAGUGUGGAAGUUUGUGCACCCUGAGAAUUUCUCAAGUGAUGAUGAAAGUGAGGGUGAAAUACAGCAUAUUUCUAAGCAAACACUUCCUAAUCCAUUUAUUGAAUCCAACAAGCUUCCUAGUCCGAAGCUAGUAAACCCAUUUCAAAGUAGGCAGCCAAGGAAGCAGAAUCCCAGGACUGACUAUUCCUCCAAGUUGGAGCUUUACAACAGUAGAACUGGUAAGUACACCGUGCAGGAUUUAACUGCUCGUGAGAAACAGAUAAAGCCCAAGAUUUUAGAUUUCUCUAAGGUAGGGAGUACCACUGCACAACCAACUGGAAAGGGAGAAGUAGACGAGAAUACAGAGGAUGAUAAAUUAGAGAAAAAAUAUCUUAUGAAGAAUUUAAAUGGAUUUAUGAUGGACAUUAAGCCAAAAAAUAGUCUAGGGUUUGAAAUUUUCAAAGAUGAUGAAUAG